CAACUGGGAGACUGCCUUGGGAAGGGCGCGUUCGGCCAGGUUUACCGUGCCCUCAAUUGGGCCACCGGAGAGACCGUGGCGAUCAAGGAGAUUCAGCUCAGCAACAUUCCGAAGAGUGAGAUCGGGCAGAUCAUGUCGGAAAUCGACCUGCUCAAGUGCCUGAAUCAUCCCAACAUCGUCAAGUACAAGGGCUUUGAGAAGACACCGGAGUAUCUGUACAUUAUAUUGGAAUUCUGCGAGAACGGCUCACUGCAUAACAUCUGUAAACGAUUCGGCAAGUUCCCCGAGACCCUCGUCGGCGUAUACGUAUCGCAAGUGCUCGAAGGUCUCGUCUACCUCCACGACCAGGGUGUGAUCCACCGCGAUAUCAAGGGCGCGAACAUCCUCACGAACAAGGACGGAUGUGUCAAGCUAGCCGACUUUGGAGUGGCAAGCCGCACGGCGGCGGGUGCUGUGCGGGACGAUGCGGUUGUAGGGAGCCCAUACUGGAUGGCGCCGGAGGUGAUCGAACAAUCCGGUGCAACAACCGCGUCGGACAUAUGGAGCGUCGGGUGUACGGUGAUCGAGCUUCUCGAGGGCAAGCCGCCGUACCACUUUCUGGACCCAAUGCCUGCUCUCUUCCGUAUUGUACAAGACGACUGCCCACCAAUACCGGAAGGUGCCUCGCCCGUUGUCAAGGAUUUCCUCUACCAUUGUUUCCAGAAGGACUGCAACCUGCGUAUCUCCGCGAAGAAACUCCUCCGGCACCCAUGGAUGGUCGCCGCGCGCAAGCAGAUGGCCGGUCACCAAAGGGGUGAGACGAGCGAGGCGCGGAAGGGCGCGGCCACCCAAGCACGACCGCCAAGUAACUACAAUUAUGACGAGGCGGUAUUGAAGGUGCAGGAAUGGAAUGAGGCGCUGAAAUCUCCGUCGCGGCCAGCAAGACACCCGGAGCGCCGGCGCAUGGAUGCACCUCCGUCACCCACGCUCGCGCCAGUCAACAUGCCAUCGUCGCUGAGGCCCAUCGACUCCAUGAACCAGUCGGUGGCUUCUUCCGCUCCGACAAAUACGCGCAAGCCGGUGGCGCUCAAUGCGAGCAAGGGUCCCUCGUCGGUACCUGUACUGGGGCACAUUCGCGAGACGCUCCCGAUGCCCUUCAUUCUGCAGCCACCGGAGGAGCAGACGGACAAUUGGGACGAUGACUUCGAGGAGGGCAUCUCACUGACGAAGAUACAAGCACUCGAGAAGACGUCGGUCGAAGAAGAGAAGGAGAAGGUUGAGGUUGAGGACAAUGCGCAAACGAUCAGACCAACGCGCAGCCCAGCUGGCCCUACGACGGUGCCCCUUCCCAUGGUUACUAUGCCUGAUACCGAAGCAGAGUCCGGCUUCGACGAUUUCUCGGACAUCCUCGAUGAUGAUGACAAGCUGCAAGAGAAGGUUGCUGACUUCAAGAUGAAGAACUCGUUCCGACGUGGCCUUUUCCAUCCGAACGACAUCAAAACGUAUGGGCUUGGCAACACAUCUCCUGGACCCAUGACAGCGCCUCUUCCGGACCUCGGAUACAAGAAGUCGCGUCCAGGUUUGAGUCCCGUCGUUGCCACGCCGCCACUUGCAGGUCCCUCGAGUUCCCGCGGCGCACAUUCGCGCUCGUCCUCUUUCAUAGGACCUAGUGGGAGCGGCUCGUUCGGGCGUGCCGAAUCGAGGCGGUAUCCAAGCCAGCCUGAGUUUGGGAAGUAUGCUGAGGAUGAUGACGAGGAUUACGACGAUGUGUUUGGAAAGGCGAACGGCACUGCAUCACAUCCAAUUGGAACAUUGCAGCUCAAUACUCGGCUCUCAAACAAGUCUUGGCUAGGGGAUGAGGACGACGAAGAAGAUCCGUUCGCGGAGAUCGACGAGGGCUUCUCCGAAGAAGACCUGGAGGCCAAUCUGCAACGUGACAAGUAUGCACGACUGUCUGCCGCGGUCACACAGCUCAUCGACGAGCUCACCCCUUCGGCGCCGGAUUUCCAGUUGCGCGAGGCAUGCGAUCAGCUUCUCAGUAUUAUGGCGGACGCUCCGGAGAUGCAGUCACAACUCGUAUCUGCGCAUGGGAUGCUGGCUAUUCUGGAAGUGCUAGAAGGACGAUCAUCACGCGAUGUCACCAUGAAGUUGUUGCAGAUAGUUAACGCGCUCGUGAAUACAGAUAUGGGCUUCCUGGAGAGCUUCUGCCUCAUUGGAGGAAUCCCCGUCAUCAUGGGCUUUACAUCCAAGAAAUACCCUCCAGAGUGUCGGACAGAAGCGUCCAACUUCAUACGUCUCCUCUGCCACUCUUCCGUCUUGACAUUGCAGAUGUUCAUUGCCUGCCGGGGGCUCAAAGUCCUUGUCGACCUUCUGGAGGAAGACUUCUCAGAACAGACUGAUCUCGUCAACCACGCACUCAACGGGAUCUGCAGCGUCUUCGACCUCCAAAGUCCUACCACCAAGAACGACUUCUGUCGGAUGUUCAUCCGCGAGGGCCUGCUGGAUCCCCUUUCGUCGGCUCUCCUCAAUGUCAUGUCGACCCAAAGCGACGUUGCAGCAGACAUGAACAAGAAGAUCAUUCAGAUCUUGCUUGUGUUCUGUCAAGUGUCUCAGUCGGACAUCCAUGUGCGAAAUGCGCUUGGGACUCGUAAGGUCGUACGACGGCUACUUCGAGCUUGCGAGCUACUACAGCCAGAAUAUCUCGUCCAGAUGCUCAAGGCUGUGAAACAUCUGUCCAUGAAUGCCAACCUGCUCGAAGUGAUGCAGAAUGCCAACACAAUCGAGAUCUUGGUCAAGAUCAUCGAUGAACAGAGUUCUGGGCCCUAUGGCACAGAAAUGUCCAAUCACAUCUUCCAGACAUGCUACAACCUAUGCCGGCUCAACAAGGGCAGGCAAGAGGAAGCUGCGCAGGCCGGUAUCAUCCCGAGUCUGAGACGCGUCUUUGAGUCUGGAUCGCCGCUGAAGCAGUUCGCGUUGCCGAUCCUUUGUGACCUUGCGAGUGCUGGCAAGACCUGUAGAACUCUUCUGUGGCAGCACGAUGGUCUCGGCCUGUACUUGCGGCUGCUCGAUGAUCCGUACUUCCAAGUGAGCGCUUUGGAGUCGAUUCUGUCUUGGCUGCAAGACGAGACAGCCAGGAUUGAAGACCAACUCACGAAGCCGGAGUCUCUCGAAGCUCUUCUCCGCUGCUUCGUCAACGCAAAGUCGAAUUCGUUCGAGAACCUCCUCGACCCGUACCUGAAGAUCUGCCGCCUGUCCACCGCGAUCACGAUCGGCCUUGCCAAGUCGCAGUUCUUUAAACGAAUCAUCGACAAACUCAAUCACAGCAAGGCGGUUGUGCGACUGAACCUCUUGCGUAUCCUGCGAACCGUCUGCGAGGUUCAUCCCAACCGCGCAAUGCUCGUCGAGCGCUACGGCAUCUAUGAUAUCGUAGUCAAACUCAGCAAGGAGGAUGGGGCAGUGCUCGUGCGCGAGCUGGCGAGGGAGAUCGUCCCGUCGCUAGCACCAGCGCUGAAGCCCCUCUCGGGCAGAUCGGGGAGGCAUGGAGACACACCGAAGGGGAGCAAGAGUGCUCUCGCUCCGAAGAAGAUGAGGAGGGCUGCAUCCGAGUCGAUCCCACUGACAUCCAAUGAGAUCCCUGCGCUUCGUGGCGAGGCGAACAUCCGUCCUGCCACACGUCGGGCCGCCAAUAGCAGAUCGUCCAGGCAGAGGCUCAACGAAAUUUCAUGGCAGACCGCGGCGGAGCGGCAAUGAGCGUGAGUCAAUAGAAUAUCGUAGAGCAUGUAAUCGUCACUCGGGUUUUAGUCAUACUGCAUUGCAAGCCAUCAUUUGUCGCUCUCCUUAAGGUCUUACCACUUAGCACGUACACACUCUUUAUCAUCCUCAUCGUCGUCCUUUCAAUAGGGCUUCCAAGUAUCUAGUUUGUUCACGCUGGUCGUGGUAGAAUUAUGCCCAUGGCCCAUGGUCCACCUACAUACGUACAAUACAUCAAGACGCCUAUGUCUUGAGAUAGUGCACAUUUGACAGCCAGCUCUUAUAUUGCGCGGUAGACAUCCAGCUCUUUGUACAAUAACCAACAUUGUUUUGGCUCAGCGCACUCGUGAGCUUUGGCA
Rhodofomes roseus is the source of this 4088-nucleotide messenger RNA. Its product is annotated as kinase-like protein. The record is from RefSeq and is a predicted model, not a curated record. Gene Ontology annotation, biological process: protein phosphorylation. Gene Ontology annotation, molecular function: protein serine/threonine kinase activity; ATP binding. Gene Ontology annotation, cellular component: cytoplasm. Bases 133 to 3729 code for a protein of 1198 amino acids. The transcript has 20 exons. NCBI's taxonomy places the organism in Eukaryota, Fungi, Basidiomycota, Agaricomycetes, Polyporales, Fomitopsidaceae.